UUAAGAGGUCUCUGGCUUGACAGCAACUUUAUUUUUUGCUUUUCCUUUCUUGCUUAAAAAUCAAUAUAAGUUUAAAUAAUUCAAAUUACUCAUCACUAAGGAUGCCCAGAACGUAAAUUUUUCGGUGGCCUGAAAUUCUCAAUCUGCCAAAUAGAACUCCAAAUUUUGCCGAAUUAUGAUAAUUUUGCCGAACCGUUAGACAAAAUUCACGGAAUAAGGACAAUUUUGGGAGGUCACGGUGACCUCUCGUGACUUCCCAUCGGGGCAACCCUGCUCAUCACCAUUAAAACUUGUAUUGAGCGUCAGUAAAUCGAAGCAGCAUUUAGCUUUUAUACUCUUACUUCGAGCACUGUUACUACGCUCACUCUUAACGUUUUUUCAGUUCUUGGUAGGAAUCUCUUCUAAUUAAUUUUUUUCUCAAUUUAAAGAUGAAUAUAUUAUUAAAGUUAAUGACAAAAGUUGGAAUUUGAUGCAUUCGCUCACACACGAUCAUACGAAAUACUGCAAUAGGUUAUAAAACGCAAUUGGUGUUUGUAAGAGGUUCAAAGUAAGCCCCGCACCUAACCCAUGGUACAAAAGGGAGAAGAACUCGCAAAGGGUUGAAGCUAUAUUCUUCGUUAUCUAAAUAAAAUUGGCACUAGAUCGAACUUGAUUCGCCAACAAUCCGAUGGAAUCGGAAAUAAAGAAAAAUCCAAGGUCAAUAAAUUCAUACCCAAAUUAUGUACUUUUAUCGUUUUCCAAUUUAAAUCCUUUAUCUUUAGAAAACCAUUAGGGAUCAUAAUGUUUGUAAACAUUGCAACGUCUAUUAUGCUCUUCGAGUUUCAACCUUCAGCCAAAGCUUUGUAAUCACCUUUUUCUAAUAAUAACCUAUUAAAUAUCCUCAUUUUUUUCCGAAGGCCUGAGCAAUUUCAUUGUUUUUCGCUGACGAAUUUCCUUCUAAGUCUGAGGAGGUUUUGACAUUAUAUGUAUCGAAAUCGGAAUAGAUCUGGCAUUCUGCUUUCUUCUAUCAGUUCAUCACCAAGAUUUGGCGACAAAUUGUGCUACGGUUCUUGAUACAUUCGAAUAAUCAAAUUCCAUAUUUGCAUUGACGCUGUGAAUUAUGGCUGAGACGAAAAUGAUGAGUCCUGAAGAAGAAAAGGCUGUCAAAGAAUUAAAAGAGAGACUCCAAGGAACUGUGGAUGAAGAUUAUGGGGAUGACCUAUUAUUCUACAGGUUCUUGAAAGCAAGAGACUUUAAUCUGAAUGCAGCAGAGAGUAUGCUUAGAAAGCACUUGGAAUGGAGAAAAGAAAAGAAUAUUGAUGAAUUUAUGAAGACAUACACUCCCCCAGAGAUCCUAGCGAAAUAUUUCCUGCUUACUGAUCUUGGAUAUGACAAAGAUGGCUGCCUUGUUCGCUACUGGCCAAUUGGAAACGUGGAUUUCAAAGGUUUCUUUAAGUGUUUCAAGUUUUCCGACUUGGAGAAGUUUUUCAUAUACACUCACGAAUCAGAAUCGAAAAAAUUGGAGGAGCAAAGCAAAAAGCAUGGGAAAAGAAUUUAUCAAGUGGCAUACAUAUAUAAUAUAGAGGGCAUUACAUUUGCAAAAGCAACUGAUAAGAAAGUUAUCGACACAUUCAUCACUAUUAGCAACGCCUUCUAUGCAAAUUAUCCAGAACGCAUGAAAUGUUCCGUUGUCAUUAAUACCUCUCCGUAUUUCGCUCUGUUUUUUUCCGUGAUCAAAAAGUUCAUACCAUCUACAACCCUAAGUAAAAUAAAUGUUUUUAGCUCAGAUGAGUUCAAAGAAUUUCUCUUAAAAGAAAUUGAUGCAGAUCAGCUGCCAGCCUUUCUAGGGGGAACCAGAACAGACCCGGAUGGAAACCCACGUUGCAACUCAUUUGUGGUGCAUGGGGGUCUAAUUCCCGAGAAGCACUACAUUCAUAAGAGCAAACGAUCUUUAGCCAAUAUGCCUGGCGUGAAGGAGAUCACGUUAUCCAGAGCUUCUUUCCACGAAGAACCAGUUGAAGUGAGGGAAGGCCAGUCCCUCCUCGAGUGGGAAUUCGAAACGAAGAGCAGAGACAUCGGAUUUGGUCUCUUCUACCAAGACAUAUCCUCUGGGGAGGAGAAAAUGGUCGAACUUGUUCCGAUUCAGCGGAUAGACACUGAUGAAUAUUCGGAAAGUGGAGUUUUCAAGUGCGAAAAGGAAGGAAAAUAUGUCAUUUUAUUUGACAACACAUACAGCUGGCUGCGACCAAAAGAAAUUUUCUUCAAAAUAUCAGUAAUAAGCCCUGAAGACCAUGCAAAAAAUUUCAAUUGUGACAUUUCUGAAAAUGGACAUUAACAAAAGUGCUUCGUUUUCUUCACUUUGUGAAAAGAAGUGGAAAAGAGUUUUGCAUUUUUCUACUUGGUAUUGUUAAACAACUAUUUUGUAAAUUCAUUUUAUGCAUUAAAUUCGUUCAUGUUGUCAUUAAUAAUAAUAA
Messenger RNA from Uloborus diversus, 2453 nucleotides. Its product is annotated as SEC14-like protein 2. The transcript is spliced from 12 exons. The record is from RefSeq and is a predicted model, not a curated record. Lineage: Eukaryota; Metazoa; Arthropoda; Arachnida; Araneae; Uloboridae. Gene Ontology annotation, cellular component: cytoplasm. The coding region runs from base 1100 to 2314 and encodes 404 amino acids.